UCCAGAAACCAUCAGUUCAAUCUGAUUAAUUUUCUUGAAUAUUCUGGUGAGCAGUAUGGUGGGUGGGAAGAUGGGUUAUUUGAAAAUGAAGACUGAUUCUGAUUUGGGAGCAGCGACUGAGUUGCUCACUUCUGAUCUCAAUGAUGUUGGGACUGCAAUGAAGAAGUUCGCCAAUCACGCCAUCCAGCUUGGCGGCCUUGGAUUUGGGACUUCAUUUCUCAAAUGGGUUGCUUGUUUUGCCGCAAUUUAUUUACUAAUCUUGGAUCGUACAAACUGGAAAACCAACAUUCUCACAUCCCUCUUAAUCCCAUACAUUUACCUCAGUCUUCCUUCAUGGUUGUUCGGUAUACUAAGUGGAGAGGUUGGCAUGUGGAUUGCUUUCAUAGCCGUUGUCUUACGUCUCUUCUUUCCCAAGCAUUUCCCAGACUGGCUGGAAUUGCCUGGAUCUCUGAUCUUGCUCCUAGUGGUGGCUCCGAGCUUCUUUGCAAAUACCGUAAGGGGUGGCAUUAUUGGACUAUUCAUUUGCCUGGCGAUCGGAUGUUACUUGCUGCAGGAGCACAUUCGAGCAUCCGGAGGGUUCAGGAACUCCUUCACCAAGAGCAAUGGCCUCUCCAACUCUAUUGGGAUCCUCCUCCUCUUCGUCUACCCGGUUUGGGCACUCGUGAUUUGGAUUCUUUAGGCCAUUUAAGGAGCUUAGUGUGAUGCUUCAGUUUUCAGUUCAGACAGUGUGAGAUGUGUGUAUCAAUGUUUGGAAACAACUGUUGCUGUCUUGAUUGCUCUUGUGUACCCAACACAGUGAAACAUUGUAUGUUCAUUUGUUAUGUUUGUAUUGAAGGAUUGUUUGGAAUGAACAAAGUUUGAACUCA
This is a messenger RNA of Salvia hispanica, 866 nucleotides long. Its product is annotated as cold-regulated 413 plasma membrane protein 2-like. Gene Ontology annotation, cellular component: membrane. NCBI's taxonomy places the organism in Eukaryota, Viridiplantae, Streptophyta, Magnoliopsida, Lamiales, Lamiaceae. The record is from RefSeq and is a predicted model, not a curated record.